AUGAAGUUCUCAAUCGUCUCGCUCUCCAUCUUCGCAGCUGUCGCCGUUGCCCUUCCUCAGGCGACCCCGUCUUCCCCGACCCCGUCUUCCCAAUCCACCAUCGCGGCUUCCAGCAGUGCUUUCCCUCAGAUUUCCAACUCCGCGGUUGAGCCUGCUGGCAUCCCUGGACUGGGUGGAGUUUUGAACAAUGUUCCUGUCAUUGGUCCUAUCAUCAACAACGUUUAA
This is a messenger RNA of Aspergillus chevalieri, 225 nucleotides long. RefSeq lists its product as uncharacterized. The transcript has a single exon. The record is from RefSeq and is a predicted model, not a curated record. NCBI's taxonomy places the organism in Eukaryota, Fungi, Ascomycota, Eurotiomycetes, Eurotiales, Aspergillaceae. Bases 1 to 225 code for a protein of 74 amino acids.